UCCAACGGAACUCUCCGACGUGUAAGCAAGCGGCGCUGCCGAUCGUUGCAGCUCUUCGGAGGCAAGAUUCCUUCCCAUGAACCGUCGCUCUCCUUGUCCUGCCUCCCCGAUGCGCAUUUCUUGCGUCCACGCGCACGCAUCGCACUGACUGAAGCAAACAGAAAAAUAGUACAGUACCAAGUUCAUUUCUUGUUCUUCCCCGAGCGGAAUCAUCACUCCCUCACUCUGUAGCCACGCUACUGGACUGGUUGUCUCUGUCCCCGGGGUCUCGGAGGAGUGACCUGACCUGUGAGGCCGCGAGGGGGGAGAUAAUCUUCCUUUGAUCCUCAAAUCGGGCUUGCUUCCCGUGCAAAUCCGGCUAAUCGAUCUUGGCAAUCACGGCGAUUAGCCCCCGUCUCUGACGCGCCGUCGCCGUCGCUUGGUGAUUAAUCUUGACGCCGUGGCCGGCCAAGAUUAAAAGGGUUGGGGGAUUCUUGGAAGCCUUUCAUUCCCCUAUGCGUGCGGCGGUAGCCCAGUGAGGACAGAGGACUGACUGAUUUCCUGGCGAGAGGGGGAUGGCGACGCGAGCCGUGGCGGUAGCGGUGGCGGCGUUGGGGCUCGUGGCGGUGCUCCUGGCCGCCUCGGUCCCUACCGCGGCGGCGAAGGUCUGCACCAACACGUUCCCGUCGUCGUCGGCGGUGGCGUCGCACACGGAGCGCGCGGCGGAUCAGCUGCGGUCCGCGUCGUCGGAGCCAGACGUCCUGCGGCUGCCCGGCGGGCUCGCCGACCAUGCCCACGGUCACGGGCACGAGCAGCACCUCACCCCGACCGACGAGUCCGCCUGGAUGGCGCUCAUGCCGCGGAGGCUCCUCGCCGGCGGCGGCAGCGCCCCGGCGCGCGAGGAGUUCGACUGGCUGAUGCUCUACCGCAAGCUCCGGGGCGGCGGUGCUGGCGUCGCCGUGGACGGCCCCGCGGGGCCGUUCCUCUCGGAGGCGUCGCUGCACGACGUGCGGCUGCAGCCGGGCACCGUGUACUGGCAGGCCCAGCAGACCAACCUGGAGUACCUGCUCCUCCUGGACUCCGACAGCCUCGUCUGGAGCUUCCGCACGCAGGCCGGGCUGCAGGCCACCGGGACGGCCUACGGCGGGUGGGAGGGGCCCUCCGUCGAGCUCCGGGGACACUUCGUCGGGCACUACCUGAGCGCCACCGCCAAGAUGUGGGCGAGCACACACAAUGACACCCUCCAUGCCAAGAUGUCGUCCAUCGUCGACACACUCUAUGACUGCCAGAAGAAGAUGGGCACAGGGUACCUGUCGGCCUUCCCAACGGAGUUCUUCGACCGCGCCGAGUCCCUCACGACUGUUUGGGCUCCUUACUACACCAUCCACAAGAUUAUGCAGGGGCUUCUCGAUCAGUAUACAGUGGCUGGAAACUCCAAGGCCCUCGAGAUGGUGGUUGGGAUGGCUGAUUACUUCAGUGGUCGUGUGAAGAAUGUCAUACAGAAGUACAGCAUCGAGAGGCACUGGGCAUCGCUCAACGAGGAGACCGGGGGGAUGAAUGAUGUGCUCUACCAGCUCUACACUAUAACGGGUGAUUUGAAGCAUUUGACAAUGGCUCACCUCUUCGACAAGCCAUGCUUUCUGGGGUUGCUUGCGGUUCAGGCUGACAGUAUUUCAGGCUUUCAUUCCAAUACACACAUUCCAGUUGUCGUUGGUGCGCAAAUGAGAUAUGAAAUUACCGGUGAUGUUCUUUACAAGGAAAUUGCGACAUCCUUUAUGUACAUCAUACAGGCUUAUCACAGCUAUGCAAGUGGAGGGACAUCAGCCGGCGAAUUCUGGUCUGAUCCAAAUCGCUUAGCCGCAACUCUGAGUACCGAGAACGCGGAAUCCUGCACUACCUACAACAUGCUCAAGGUUUCCCGCAGCCUAUUCAGAUGGACCAAGGAAACAGCAUAUGCGGAUUAUUAUGAAAGGGCGCUGAUAAAUGGUGUGCUAAGCAUCCAGAGAGGGACGGAUCCUGGUGUGAUGAUUUACAUGCUACCGCAGGCUCCUGGACAUUCUAAAGCAGUGAGCUAUCAUGGUUGGGGAACAAAGUACGAUUCGUUCUGGUGCUGUUAUGGGACAGGGAUAGAAUCAUUUUCGAAACUUGGUGAUUCCAUUUACUUUGAGGAGAAAGGAGGUACACCAGCACUCAGCAUCAUUCAGUACAUUCCAAGCACAUUCAACUGGAAAACAGCUGGGCUUACUGUUAUUCAACAACUCGAACCCCUCAGCUCUUUAGACCUGCAUCUACAAGUUUCUCUAUCCAUUUCCGCAAAGACGAAUGGUCAGUCUGCCACAUUGAAUGUGAGAAUACCAUCAUGGUCAUCUGCCACUGGUGCAAAAGCUACUUUAAACAACAAAGAUUUGGGAUUAGUAACUCCAGGGUCUUUGCUGUCAGUCACCAAACAGUGGAACUCAGGAGAUCACUUAUCGCUGCAAUUGCCCAUCGUCCUAAGGACCGAAGCAAUAAAAGAUGAUCGACCGGAGUAUGCAUCUCUUCAAGCAAUUCUAUUUGGGCCAUUCGUUCUCGCGGGUCUUUCCUCAGGUGAUUGGGAUGCGAAAGCCAGCAGUGCAGUUUCAGAAUGGAUCACUGCAGUACCUCCAUCAUACAACUCACAGCUGAUGUCCUUCACUCAAGAAUCAAGUGAGAAGACGUUCGUUCUGUCAACCUCAAAUGGCUCUCUGACAAUGCAAGAACGACCUGCUGUCGACGGCACAGACACCGCCAUCCAUGCGACGUUCAGGGUGCACCCUCAUGACUCAACUAGGCUGCACGACACCCACAGCACAACCCUGAAAGGCACCUCUGUGCAGAUCGAGCCAUUCGACCUGCCAGGAACGGUGAUCACCACCAACCUUACCUUGUCUGCACAAAAGAGCUCUGAUUCCUUCUUCAACAUAGUACCUGGGCUCGAUGGAAAGCCGAACUCAGUUUCCCUUGAGCUCAGGACCAAACCAGGAUGCUUCUUGGUGUCUGGGACAGAUUACUCUGCUGGGAUGAAGAUCCAGGUCAGCUGCAAGAGUUCUCUCCAGAGCAUCGGCGGAAUAUUCGAGCAGGCAGCAAGCUUUGUGCAGGCUACUCCGCUGAGGCAGUACCAUCCGAUAAGCUUCGUCGCGAAGGGGUUAAGGAGGAACUUCCUCCUGGAGCCAUUGUACAGCUUGAGAGACGAAUUCUACACGGUUUACUUCAACCUUGGGGCCUGACACUGCAGAAUUAGUACAAACAGUCCAGAAUAACACAUGCCCUCUUUCUUCUCAUACAUACUGUAUUUACAGCAGGCGAAAAUGAGUUGUUUCUUGUGAAAUCUUAUGAAAUUACAUUUGAGUGCAACAGUCAUUUCUUUGGCGA
This is a messenger RNA of Lolium rigidum, 3369 nucleotides long. RefSeq lists its product as uncharacterized. Gene Ontology annotation, biological process: L-arabinose metabolic process. The transcript is spliced from 12 exons. Lineage: Eukaryota; Viridiplantae; Streptophyta; Magnoliopsida; Poales; Poaceae. Bases 555 to 3224 code for a protein of 889 amino acids. Gene Ontology annotation, molecular function: alpha-L-arabinofuranosidase activity. The record is from RefSeq and is a predicted model, not a curated record.